UGAUCUUACAACAUGUGAUUAAGUUUCCGAUAGAGGGAAGUAAUUUUAGUGUUCAUUCACAAAAUACCAUCCUUCAAAUUUAUUUUAAAUUCAAAACGAAACUUAAAGUCUUGAUCGGAAGAUAUAUUUUUCCGAAAUUGCAUAAUUUGAUAGGUUUUAUUUAAAUUUGAAAGAUAAAAGAUGUCGGAUUGGCAGAGCAGUUUAUUUGGUUGUUUCGACGAUUUUGGAUUAUGUAUUAUAACGUAUUUUGUGCCAUGUUACACAUUUGGUAAAAAUGCCGAGGCGAUGGGAGAUAGCUGUCUGUGUUGUGGAUUAACUUACAUGUUCCCCAUCGUACACUUGGUGGCAGCAGUUUCAAUACGAGGCCGGGUACGACAAGAGAAGGGCAUUGUGGGUGGCACGUGCGGAGACUUUUUAACCGUUCUGUUUUGUCCAUUCUGUGCACUCGUCCAAGAGGCGAUAGAAGUUAGAGGAGAUCGAUUGUUGAGUAUGGCGAGGGAAUAGACUCAAAACAAAGUUAUAGAUAUGUUUUGAGGUUCAUAGACAUGUGGACUGGUGGACCAUUCCGUAGUACGAACCAACAUGUUUCUUCCAAGGCAGCCUAGUUUAUUUAUAUGUGUCUUAAAUACAGGAUAACUGUAGAUGUAAAAUCUUUUUUCGUGUAUUUCAGCGAAGAAAAAAAAUUUAAAAUACAUACUUUUGAGUGUCGACAUUUUUUUAAACGGAAGUUUGAUAAAUAACUUGGUUCACAUAUAUACAUGUAUAUACUUGUAAAAUA
Molecule: messenger RNA, 778 nt
Organism: Mytilus trossulus (common blue mussel)
Lineage: Eukaryota; Metazoa; Mollusca; Bivalvia; Mytilida; Mytilidae
Exons: 2
Coding region: 181-504 (107 amino acids)
Source: RefSeq, a predicted model, not a curated record